Neoarius graeffei (lesser salmon catfish) is the source of this 1083-nucleotide messenger RNA. RefSeq names its product serine/threonine-protein kinase pim-1-like. Gene Ontology annotation, cellular component: cytoplasm. Gene Ontology annotation, molecular function: ATP binding; protein serine/threonine kinase activity. NCBI's taxonomy places the organism in Eukaryota, Metazoa, Chordata, Actinopteri, Siluriformes, Ariidae. The transcript is spliced from 8 exons. Gene Ontology annotation, biological process: negative regulation of apoptotic process; regulation of mitotic cell cycle; protein autophosphorylation. The record is from RefSeq and is a predicted model, not a curated record. Bases 1 to 1083 code for a protein of 360 amino acids.
AUGCCCACUUUCCAUCUAUCUUGUCUAGAAUUCCUCACUGAACCAGAAGCACAGAGAUUUCUUGCCCUGUACACCUUGGGAAACCUGCUGGGGCGUGGAGGCUAUGGAUCAGUUUAUGAAGGUGUUCGUAAGAAGGAUGGACAACAGGUUGCAAUUAAAUAUGUUCCCAAGGAUCCCUCAGACGUGUACAUCACCAUUCCUGGCGAGUCCUGCAAGCUCCAUACAGAGGUGGCGUUAAUGCAAAUUGUAUCAAAGCCACCUCACUGCAAGAACGUUCUGCAACUUCUGGAUUGGUUUGAUAUGCCCAACUACCUCCUGUUGGUGCUGGAAAGACCCAUCCACUGCAUGGACGUUUAUAAUUUGUGCAUGAGUCACAAAGGCAUACUGGAUGAACCACUGGCUAAAAUCAUCAUGCUGCAGGUGCUUGAGGCUGCCCGUCACUGCUACAGUCGCAGAGUUUUCCAUCGUGACAUCAAGGCAGAAAACCUUCUUUUCAACACCGACACCAUGGAUGUCAAACUAAUUGACUUUGGCUGCGGCGAUUUGUGGCAGGACACACCCUACGAGGAAUAUGCAGGAACUCCACAAUUCUGGCCUCCAGAAUGGAUUCAACAGGAUGCGUAUUAUGCCGACUCUGCGACAGUCUGGGGUCUUGGCAUACUCCUCUUUAGUCUUGUAUGUGGAGAAAUGCCCUUCCAAAAUGAAGAGGAAAUUGUUGAUGGGAGCCUCCAUUUCAAGCCUGGUUUGUCUCAAGCCUGUCACCAUCUGAUAAAGUGGUGCUUGGAACAGGACCCUACCAAACGGCCAAGCCUCACACAGAUCAGCGAACACGAGUGGUUCACAGACGUCCUUCAAGAGCAGGUUCUAGACCAGCUUGCUGAGAUUAAGGCUUUGCUCUAUAACCUACAACCACCUGAAGCACAGCCUGCUGAUGCUCUCGCCUCUGCUGCUUCAUUUACUCCUCCUGAGCCACAGCCUCCGGUGCUGUCCCCAGCCGCGGAGCUUCAAGAGGAGGACGUGCUUUCCACUAUGGUCAAGCCCGUGAUAAAAAUGGCACCUGGGGUUGGACACAGCACCAUCUGA